Messenger RNA from Lindgomyces ingoldianus, 2550 nucleotides. RefSeq lists its product as uncharacterized. The record is from RefSeq and is a predicted model, not a curated record. Gene Ontology annotation, molecular function: poly(A) binding; metal ion binding. The transcript has 5 exons. Lineage: Eukaryota; Fungi; Ascomycota; Dothideomycetes; Pleosporales; Lindgomycetaceae. Bases 1 to 2550 code for a protein of 849 amino acids. Gene Ontology annotation, biological process: mRNA processing; nuclear-transcribed mRNA poly(A) tail shortening. Gene Ontology annotation, cellular component: PAN complex; P-body.
AUGCCGAAGCCAGCUUUGAUCGCACUUUCUAAUGCGCUCCCAGCAGCUAGCGAACAACCCCGAAUCAUUCAAGCAGCUAGCCAUCGACUGGUGGAGAAGAACAAAGCCGCACCAAGCCCAGCAGCCGCGCACCUCCCCACCACGCCCUCUCCCCGCAUUCUGUCUCUCACACAUGCGACUGCCACCGUGGAUUCAGAAACAUCGACGCGGAAUUCUACCAGCGAGCUGACGUCGUCGUCCGAGGAGCGCCCCCCGGCGCAUGAAACGCCCGCCGAGAGGAGCCAUAGCACUGCGUUCCAGAAACAGGCGAGAAGAAAACAGCGGUGGAAGAACGCUCAAGAAGGAAAUCGCAGAUGGAGUAGAAGCGGCCCCUCGUCGGAUGAUACAGGCCCGGAUCGCAAGACAUCGCUGUCGGGCUCGUCACGAGCAAGUUCCUCUGCCCCAGCCCACUCACCCCAGCCCAGCUGGACUGCCCAGACAACACAUUCACUCCCUAGCACUGCUCCCACAAGCGGGCCUGCUUUCAAGCAACGAUUCAUGGCAACAAGCUUUGGAGGUCCCACGGGUGAUUCGCGGCGAGGAGUGUCAUCUCCUCGACCAAAAGGUCGCGAAGCAAAGAACACAUUCUGCCGAAAUGUCACCAUAUAUGGCCAUUGUCGGUAUGAAAAUACCUGCCCGUACAUCCACGAUCCUUCCAAAUUAAACCAGAACGAAAACAUGAAGAAACGAUUCAAUGUUGACUCGCCAUCCUUUACCCCUCUUCAAGCCAGCACGAACGGUUCCUUGACUCCUUCGUCGCGAAAUGCUGCCAUCUCGCCCAAAGCCGCCAAUGCAGCGGUCUUCACUCCCAAAUCACAGAGGUCAACCGCAAGCACGCCUAGCCUGCACACAAAAGAACCUGCUUUGGAAUGGCACCAACAAGAAUUUCAGGAAUUUGUGCCCCAGACAUAUGAGAGCCAGAUGGUCGACCCAAACACUUCUACUUCGGUCCUAGGCUAUGAUCCGUUUAACGCAUCUUCUACAAUACCAACUAUUGCCGGUCCUGGGCACCAGCCAUCAUCUAUUAACCCAUAUGUUCAAGACCCUACAGGGCUCUCUGGAGCAUCUUAUUACCAAAAUGCCAACACUUUUCAAACCUCUCCCGCAUUCCAUCUCUACUGGCCAAUUGGGCCCCAACCAACCAAUCUCCUGGCGUAUCAACGUACGGCACAUGAUUUCUUUAUCCCAGAAGCCCUACGAGAAGAGCUACAAAAGAAAUCAGAAGUGGCCCGACAGAUUCUACCAAAUUCCUCUUUACCUCCGAUUGAGCAUUACUAUUCUCUUGUUUGUCUAGACACUGCACAGCACAAGAACCAGUCACUGUUUGGGUACCAGAGCUGGGUGUACAAAGCCGUCUCGAGCAAGGACGGAAACACUUAUGCAUUACGACGGCUUGAGGGCUUUCGGUUGACGAAUGAGAAUUCAAUUCGGACGGUACAGCCUUGGAAAAGAGUUCUCAAUGGCAGCGUCGUUACAGUUCAUGAUGCGUUCACGACGAGGGCAUUUGGGGAUAACUCUCUUAUCCUCGUUACCGAUUACCAUCCUUGCUCGAAGUCGCUUGCAGAAGAACACUUCAAGACUAUGCCGGUACGAUUUCAUGGAGCAAGGCAGGCAGCAUCAGCGCAUAUCCCUGAGCAGGUUCUCUGGGGAUAUCUCGUGCAGAUCGCCUCAGCCUUGAAGGCUAUCCAUGGCGUGGGCUUAGCGGCACGACUCAUUACACCGUCCAAAGUCUUGCUCACAUCGAAGAAUCGAGUGCGACUGAAUGCGUGUGCUAUCCUGGAUGUUGUCCAGUAUGAUAAUGCUCGGCCUCUUGCUGAGCUUCAAGCUGAGGACCUUGUCCAACUCGGUCGUCUUAUCCUGUGCAUUGCCAACAACAGUCCGGCGGCCCAACUCAAUAUACAAAAAUCACUGGACCAUAUUGGCCGGAGUUACACUGGUCGUCUAAAAGACUGUGUUCAGUGGCUGCUCAACCCCCAACCUCCCCCGAGCACACCGACAUCCCCAACUUCGGCUGGGCCAGUCCAGAAGGACAUUGAUAGUUUUUUGACUGGAAUCGCGGAUCAGUUUGCUUCAGUCUUCGACAGCACACUCCAUGCGGAGGACACACUCAUCAGCACCCUCGGUCGCGAAUUGGAAUCCUCGCGGCUUGUCCGUCUCCUUAUCAAACUGAAUUUUAUCAACGAGCGACCUGAAUUGGACGCAUCGAUACCUGUGCCAAGCGGCAAUACCACCUCACCUUCCACAGCGUGGGCAGAAACCGGGGAAAGAUACUAUCUCAAACUCUUCCGCGACUAUGUGUUCCACCAAGUCGACACAAACGGGCAUCCCGUCACCAACCUAGCCCAUGUUCUUGACUGUCUAAACAAAUUGGAUGCCGGAAGCGAGGAGAAGAUAGCGCUCAUCAGCCGCGAUGAGCAGAAUAUUUUGAUUGUUAGCUAUCGUGAGCUGAAAAGAGGUGUGGAGUCAGCGUUCCAGGACCUGAUUAAGGCAGGGAGAGGUGGUGGGAGGUAG